Drosophila montana is the source of this 1147-nucleotide messenger RNA. It is a transcript of the gene Tcs3, whose product is annotated as Probable tRNA N6-adenosine threonylcarbamoyltransferase Tcs3. NCBI's taxonomy places the organism in Eukaryota, Metazoa, Arthropoda, Insecta, Diptera, Drosophilidae. The record is from RefSeq and is a predicted model, not a curated record. Gene Ontology annotation, biological process: tRNA threonylcarbamoyladenosine modification. Gene Ontology annotation, cellular component: EKC/KEOPS complex; cytoplasm. The coding region runs from base 45 to 1088 and encodes 347 amino acids. The transcript is spliced from 3 exons.
AUUGCAGUCACAGUGACUCACCUCUAAUACAAAAGUAAACAAUUAUGGUUUGCGCGCUGGGCAUCGAAGGCAGCGCCAAUAAAAUUGGCAUUGGCAUCAUAAACGAUGGCAAAGUUUUGGCAAAUGUGCGACGCACCUACAUAACACCGCCCGGUGAAGGUUUUCUGCCCAAGGAGACGGCGAAGCAUCACCGCGAGGCAAUUCUGGCACUUGUGCAGGCGAGUCUGAAGGAGGCACAACUUAAACCCAGCGACUUGGAUGUCAUCUGCUAUACAAAAGGUCCUGGCAUGGCGCCACCUCUACUGGUUGGCGCCAUUGUGGCGCGCACGCUGUCGUUGCUCUGGCAGAAGCCUCUCCUGGGUGUUAACCAUUGCAUUGGCCACAUUGAAAUGGGACGAUUGAUAACAGGCGCCCAGAAUCCGAUUGUGCUGUACGUGAGCGGCGGCAAUACCCAAGUGAUUGCGUACUCCAAUAAACGCUAUCGCAUCUUUGGCGAAACGAUAGACAUUGCUGUGGGCAACUGCUUGGAUAGAUUUGCGCGCAUUAUCAAGAUGUCGAACGAUCCCAGUCCGGGCUAUAACAUUGAACAGCUGGCCAAACAGGGCACACAGUACAUCAAAUUGCCAUAUGUGGUAAAGGGCAUGGAUGUCAGCUUCUCCGGCAUUUUAUCGCAUAUUGAGGAGCUGGCCGAGCCUGGCAAGCGGCGCAACAAACGCAAGAAACAGCAGGAUGAGCCGGAGCCCGAGUAUAGCCAGGCGGAUCUAUGCUACUCGCUGCAGGAAACCAUCUUUGCCAUGCUAGUCGAGAUUACAGAGCGCGCCAUGGCGCACUGUGAAUCCAAUGAGGUACUAAUUGUCGGCGGCGUGGGCUGCAACGAGCGCCUGCAGGAGAUGAUGCGCAUCAUGUGCGAGGAGCGCAACGGCAAACUCUUUGCCAUUGACGAACGCUACUGCAUUGACAAUGGCCUAAUGAUAGCUCAUGCGGGCGCCGAAAUGUUCAGCGCCGGCACGCAAAUGCCACUGGAAGAUGCAUUCGUAACGCAGCGAUAUCGCACGGAUGAGGUGCUGGUCAACUGGCGACAGGAUUAGAUAUGGCAGCCCAUACAGUAUGCUUGAUUGUUUAUUAAAAACUACCCUCGACAAAUUGA